This is a messenger RNA of Penicillium samsonianum, 714 nucleotides long. RefSeq names its product Haloacid dehalogenase/epoxide hydrolase. The record is from RefSeq and is a predicted model, not a curated record. The transcript has a single exon. Bases 1 to 714 code for a protein of 237 amino acids. NCBI's taxonomy places the organism in Eukaryota, Fungi, Ascomycota, Eurotiomycetes, Eurotiales, Aspergillaceae.
AUGACUCAACUUUCCGACUACCGCGUGCUUUCCUUUGAUGUCUACGGUACCCUCGUCGAUUGGGAGGGAGGCAUUCUCGCUGCAUUCCAGCCCACACUGGACAAGAAUACUGCUCAGUUCUCACGCGAACAUCUGCUCACUGUCUACCACGAGCUAGAGCGCGAGCAGCAGAGCAAGACUCCCGAUAUGCCAUACCAUCAGUUAUUGACAACUGUGCAUCCCAAGCUCGCCAAGCGUCUGGGUCUGGAGAUCCCCUCCCAAGAGGAAAGCAACCGAUUUGGAGAGUCAGUCGGCAGCUGGCCUGCAUUCCCAGAUACCGUUGAUGCUCUCAAGCGUCUCUCCAAGCAUUUUAAGUUGGUGGUUCUAUCGAAUGUUGAUCGUGCAUCGUUCGCGAAGACAAACGCAGGCAGCCUAGAGGGCUUCCCCUUCGAUUUGAUUAUCACUGCUCAAGAUGUAGGCUUCUAUAAGCCCGAUCUUCACAACUUCGAAUACAUGCUCAGAACGGUGAAAUCGACAUUCGACAUUGAGCCCUCACAGGUCCUCCAAACCGCCCAGAGCCAGUUCCACGACCAUCAUCCUGCCAGCAAGAUUGGAAUCAAGUCUGCUUGGAUUGAGCGGCCCGGUGCCACCAUGGGAAACUUGUCGGAUAAUAUUUAUGAUUGGCGGUUUGACACUAUGGGUGACAUGGCCAAGGCAUAUGAGGCUGGACAGUAG